Hyalella azteca is the source of this 6759-nucleotide messenger RNA. RefSeq lists its product as uncharacterized. Gene Ontology annotation, molecular function: protein binding. The transcript is spliced from 29 exons. The record is from RefSeq and is a predicted model, not a curated record. Gene Ontology annotation, biological process: neuromuscular synaptic transmission. The coding region runs from base 67 to 6018 and encodes 1983 amino acids. NCBI's taxonomy places the organism in Eukaryota, Metazoa, Arthropoda, Malacostraca, Amphipoda, Hyalellidae.
AAGGUCCGGGAGCUGGAGAAGAAGGCGGAGGUUCAGAGCCUGCGACACGAGGAGCUCCUGCUGGAGAUGCAGAGCCUCAAGCGCGGCCACGCCUCCCCCCGGGGCUCGUGGUCGCGCUCAGACUCCCUCAGUGUCGACCUGCACUCCCCUGACUCUGGGGACGCUACCCCAGAUUCAAGUCAAUUCUUAUCAAACGGUAGCACGGCUCGGUCCACCCCCGUCCCGUCAUACCACCACACACUAUCAGGGCUGGCCUGUGGCGACCUGCCCCCUUAUAUUGUGGCUAACCCUGCCACCGUCAACACUGUUGCUAGUCAGUCAGGAGUGACAUCGUUCAACUCGCUAUCAUCUGGUGUGUUCACGACGACCACAGCGUCGAGCCUCAACGCUGGGGGUGGACUUGGGGCUCUAGGCCGGGCUUCUCCAACCAUCCCAACCUCUACUGUCGAGGGCGGGACAAUGGCUAACGAAAUUGACAGAAUCAUGGCUAAAAUCGAACAAGAUAAUAAAAUUCUUGCCGAACUCGACAAAUCAAGAGCUACGAUUGGUCUUGGUAACGGAGGCAAUGGAGGACUUUCAUCAAUUUUGGGAACAGGAGGACUAUCAUCCAUGUCUUAUCCAAGCAACCUCGCUGCUUCCCUGAACCUAGCGGGAGUUCCUUUGAUGUCUCCCACCAACAACCCCAUCACUUCGGCCUCGUCAAGCUCUCUCAUCACUGGUCUUGAUCUCUCCACGCACAACUUGCACAACUCUUUGGGUAUAACGGACCAGCUUCUAGCUCAGUACGACGCUGCUGGUAUUGCCGCUGGUGUAUAUCCAGGACUCUCCAGACCUGGACCGUCCAGCAUGAUGGGUGGUACAACAUCUCUACCGAACCUGGGGAUCGUGAAUUCGAUGGGUGGUAGCCUCACCCCCGGCAGCUCAGGUCUUCUCAGCGGCUUCUCACUGCCCUCGGGUGCGAGUAACUUCCUCUCUGGCUUGACCAACAGCCUCACUAACCCUGGCUUCUCGAACCUCAAUCAUCUGCCUACGAUUAUCACCACCAACUUCGACAAGGAUGACAAGAACUUGCUCAACGGGAACCUGGAGAACCUUGGCCUACCUGCAGACUACCUGAGCGAAGGCUCCGUGCUAGACGUGCUCGAGAUCCCGGGCAAGGGAAGGUGUCAUGUCUACAUCGCCAGGUACUCGUACGACCCCUUCCAACACUCGCCCAACGACAACCCCGAGGCUGAGCUCGCCGUCAAUGCUGGCGACUACGUACUCGUGUGGGGCGCGAUGGACGAGGACGGUUUUUUCGACGGAGAGCUGCUGGACGGGCGCCGUGGACUGGUGCCGUCCAAUUUCGUGGAGAAGCUGGUGGGGGAAGACCUGAUCGAGUUCCACCAGUCCGUCGUGAUGGGGCUCAGGGACUGUGAUGAGUCUAUGUCCACGUCGGUGCCACAAGACCUCGACUACCUUUCCCAGGACGAUCCUCGUCUCAUGCUAGACGUAAAGGCUCCUGUAAAUUUUGUCAAAAACCUCUUCAAAGGCGUCACUGACCUUAUAGACGAGAAAACUCCAAGUCUCAUCCCGAGUAUGGACUUGGGCAAUUCGAUGUCGAGUAACCGUCCAAUGACCGGAGGUACCAGUGUACCUCACAGCUACACUCUUCCUAAUCUGGGCAUGAACUCUUCGUCUAUACGACAAUACAACAGCUACCUCGACCUCGAAGACAUUAUUGAGGAAGACGAACCCAUGGGAGAUCAAGACCUAUUCUUCUCGGUGCUAGUCCCUGCACCAGUACAACUCACUCUCGAGCGGCAACUCAACAAGAGUAUUCUCAUCGGAUGGAACCCUCCCGCCGACCUGCAACCAGGCACCCUCGAGUCCUAUCAUGUCUACGUCAACGGCUUCCUUAAGACCACUGUUAAGGCAUCCGAGAGAACCAGAGCGCUCGUUGAGGGCGUGGACUCUUCCAAACUUCACCGCAUCAGCGUACGGUCGGUAACCCCGAACCGUCGCACGUCUCGGGACGCCGCGUGUACGAUGGUCAUCGGCAAAGAUGCGCCUAUAGCGCCCACUGGAGUCAAGGCCUCGAGCAUCACAUCCACGUCCGCCGUCAUCUCCUGGCUGCCUUCCAACUCUAACUUCCAACACACCGUCUGCGUUAACAGCGUCGAAGUAAUGCUUUUGAUUAAGAAUCGUCUGAAGCUGAAUCUUUCAGGAUUGUCUCCUAACACGACUUACCGCGUGAGCAUCAAGGCGAGGAACCUCCGAGCUCCCCAGUUCGACGAGAAGAUCGCUCGUCAGCACGAGAGAUUUGCCUCGACUGUCGAGUUUAGAACCUUACCUAAAGGUCUGCCGGACCCACCAGUGGACGUUCAGGUCGAGAUGGGUCCGCAGGAUGGAUCGUUACUGGUAACGUGGCUGCCAGUGACCAUCAACAGCACGGCAGGCACGAGUAACGGCGCCCCCGUGACGGGUUACGCCGUCUACGCCGACGGCAAGAAGGUUACCGAAGUGGAGAGUCCGACGGGCGACCACGCUUUGAUAGACAUGAGCAAAAUUCACGGGUUCGAGCCUCGCCACAUCACGGUGCGCACCAAGAGUCGGGAGAGCGUCUCAAGCGACUCUGUCCCUACCCCUGUGCCUGGCUCCUUUGGCCGCGGCGGUCGUGGCCGACAAAAGGAUAUGGACAUGUCGAGAUCAGGCCACAGUUCUGGGGGCGGCAUCCUAGGAAGCGGAGGCCUUCUUGGAGGAGGCGGUCUCCUCAGUGGUAGUUUACUGGGCGGUGGCAGUAACCAACAUCAACAAACUAGUCAUCAGCAACACCACCACCAACUACCUCAACCCCACCAACAACACCACAACAUCAUGCACGGCAACCAAGCUACCACAAGUGUCACCAACGCAACGAGUUCCGUGGCCCAAGCGGCCACGUCGGGCGUCAAAGGCCUCACGGCCAAACUCUUCGGCCGAAGUCCGGGCCCGGCGCCCCCCAACCCAAACGUCCGCACCGACGACCUCGGUCAGACCAUCCUGGAGCCUGACGAGAAUCUCAGCGACAAGGAAGUGUACCCACGACAGCAGCACGGGGCUAACAUUCACGGCAACAUUCCUUCCAUCGAAGUGACACGUGACGGUGUGGACAACUACCAGGACGAAUACGGCGACACAAGAAGAUUUGAUCCUCGUAACCCCAACGCUGCGCGGCAGCAGCCUGGCCCCCCUGGCCGGAGGAUGCCGCCUAAUGCCCGCGACGCUUCUUAUACCAGAGACCAAGUUGGUGGACCCAGAGGAGAUUCCCGAGACCGUCGAGAUCCUAGAGACCGCAGAGACCCUCGCUUCGACGACAAGCCAUACGGUCGAGGCCCGGGCGCGGCUGGGAGAGGCCCGGACCACGCCCGUAUUUUCGUGGCACUUUUUAACUACGAUCCGCCCACGAUGAGCCCCAACUCUAACGCCUGUGAUGAGGAGUUGGGCUUCAGGGAGGGCCAGCUCAUCCGCGUCUACGGGGACAAGGAUGCGGAUGGCUUCUAUUGGGGCGAGUGCGGGGGCCGGUCCGGAUACGUACCGUGUAACAUCGUCUCCGAAGUUCAGGUGGAUGACGACCGCGUCGCCCAGGAGCUGAUGAAGGAAACUGAUGGCGGGCCCAUGGGGCGACGCCGGCGGGAAGGUUCAUUGGGGCGCCGCGGGGCCGGGGGCCACCAAGGCGACCGCUGGGGGGACAUUUACGCCAAUAUGCCCGUCAAGAAAAUGGUCGCCAUAUACGACUAUGAUCCGCAGGAACUCUCCCCCAACGUCGACUCCGAGGUGGAGCUAUCGUUUCAAACUGGGGACAUUAUUUACGUUUACGGUGACAUGGACGAUGAUGGCUUCUACAUGGGGGAGCUGAGAGGCCAGCGCGGGCUGGUGCCCUCCAACUUCCUGCAGGAGGCACCGAACCAGGACUACCCUGACGACAUGAGGUCAGGCGACCACGCUUUGAUAGACAUGAGCAAAAUUCACGGGUUCGAGCCUCGCCACAUCACGGUGCGCACCAAGAGUCGUGAGAGCGUCUCCAGCGACUCUGUCCCUACCCCUGUACCUGGCUCCUUUGGCCGCGGCGGCCGUGGCCGACAAAAGAACGAGCAUGAGCUUCACGAUUCACGUGAGUCAGCCUCCUCCCCCAUUGAAGGAAUAGAGGAAGAAAAUUUCCUUCAAUCAGACGCCGACAGACCAAGCGAACUUUCUGACAUCGCAGAAGAAAGUGAAGUUGAUACUUCCUCUGCCGGGGAGUCUGAUGUUGCUGAGGAUAUGGACAUGUCGAGAUCAGGCCACAGUUCUGGGGGCGGCAUCCUAGGAAGCGGAGGCCUUCUUGGAGGAGGCGGUCUCCUCAGUGGUAGUUUACUGGGCGGUGGCAGUAACCAACAUCAACAAACUAGUCAUCAGCAACACCACCACCAACUACCUCAACCCCACCAACAACACCACAACAUCAUGCACGGCAACCAAGCUACCACAAGUGUCACCAACGCAACGAGUUCCGUGGCCCAAGCGGCCACGUCGGGCGUCAAAGGCCUCACGGCCAAACUCUUCGGCCGAAGUCCGGGCCCGGCGCCCCCCAACCCAAACGUCCGCACCGACGACCUCGGUCAGACCAUCCUGGAGCCUGACGAGAAUCUCAGCGACAAGGAAGUGUACCCACGACAGCAGCACGGGGCUAACAUUCACGGCAACAUUCCUUCCAUCGACCAAGUGGGUGGACCCAGAGGAGAUUCCCGAGACCGUCGAGAUCCUAGAGACCGCAGAGACCCUCGCUUCGACGACAAGCCAUACGGUCGAGGCCCGGGCGCGGCUGGGAGAGGCCCGGACCACGCCCGUAUUUUCGUGGCACUUUUUAACUACGAUCCGCCCACGAUGAGCCCCAACUCUAACGCCUGUGAUGAGGAGUUGGGCUUCAGGGAGGGCCAGCUCAUCCGCGUCUACGGGGACAAGGAUGCGGAUGGCUUCUAUUGGGGCGAGUGCGGGGGCCGGUCCGGAUACGUACCGUGUAACAUCGUCUCCGAAGUUCAGGUGGAUGACGACCGCGUCGCCCAGGAGCUGAUGAAGGAAACUGAUGGCGGGCCCAUGGGGCGACGCCGGCGGGAAGGUUCAUUGGGGCGCCGCGGGGCCGGGGGCCACCAAGGCGACCGCUGGGGGGACAUUUACGCCAAUAUGCCCGUCAAGAAAAUGGUCGCCAUAUACGACUAUGAUCCGCAGGAACUCUCCCCCAACGUCGACUCCGAGGUGGAGCUAUCGUUUCAAACUGGGGACAUUAUUUACGUUUACGGAGACAUGGACGAUGAUGGCUUCUACAUGGGGGAGCUGAGAGGCCAGCGCGGGCUGGUGCCCUCCAACUUCCUGCAGGAGGCACCGAACCAGGACUACCCUGACGACAUGAGACGGCGUGACGCGAUGGACCCCCGGGACAGAGGACGGGGCUUGGGACCAGGGGUCCACGGCCCCCCACCGCCCCCUCGGCCCGACCAGCGAGACCGCAGGAAAGACCCUACUGUAGGUAAUACCAAACUCGCCACCGACUCUACGCAGGAUACGAGGGGGGACCACCGUCCAGACCAAGGAUGGACCAAUACCAGCGACCCGCAGGGGAGAGGUGGUAGGUCGCUGUCCCGUGACAGAUCCUCAAUUGGCAGUAGGAAACUGAACGAACUCGAUCCUGGUGUUGACGGAGAACCACCACCUGCUAUAUCAUCAGCCGAUCUAGAUCAAUUAAUGCAGGAUUUUGAACUGAACGAUCCUAUGGAGGAUACUGCUGCUCCGUUGACCGGCGCCGCGGCUAACACUGCAACAAAUGGGAGACCUCAAGGUGAAAAUAAACCAGCUGGUUUAGCAGGAGCCUUGCCGGGAGGUCUGGGUGCAGGACUUUCUUCCUUGCCUAACCCAAUGGGUGACAGCAAUAUUAUGGGAAAAUUGGGAGACUUGGCCACACAAAAUCCGGUCACGGACGCCAUGUCCAAAGGAAAGUCAUUCCUUUUCAAGAAAUUUGGUCUUUGAAAUUCAAUGGCAUUUAGCAUGUUAUAUCUAAGAGUCAAAUAUUGUCUAACUAUCCUUCAUAAUACCAGAGUAACAUGUUCCCGUAUUGUGGUGUUCAUCUAUGUCCGACUUCUGAUACAGGGAAUAAAUGACCGUUUCUCUAUUAUAAUAUAGUGUCAUUCCUUGAGAUGUCCUAAAAAUGUGUUCUCAUCUGUAACCGAGUUAUAAGCUUGGUUUUUACUCCGACUUCUGUGUUCAUGAAAGCGCAUGGCAAUACAUCUGUAUGAUGGUUACCACUUUCCACGAUAUUAGCAUUAAUUUUUCCUAUUGUACAUUCUGUAAUAUAUGUAUAAUUUCCUUUUAACUUGCUCAUUCUCGUCGAAUCGUCUCGCCUUCUAUGGGUGGCUAAGUUAAAGUUAUGGUAAUACGUCUUUAAAGAAGUAUGUGAUGGUAGUUUCUAGUCUAUAAGAAAAUGAGACGUCAUUACUUCUUCCUCAGGUGUUGGCUCUAUUAAAUCAUGUAAGAAUUACUAUGUAUUGAUGGAAUAUUGUCAAUACGUGGAAGUCUGUACGUUUUUCAAUUAUAUUUCUUGACUCGGCGUUACUAUGAAUCACCUUUUAGUCGUGGUGUCAUUAUUUAAGAUAUAUUACAUAAUAAUUCUCCCUUGACAAUACACGGUAAUAUACUGAGAAAAAUCAUGAUGAUGAUCAUGUUUGUGGAGGUAGCAAUUUGUGUAUAAUGUCUUAUUUUUAUAUGCUUUCU